ACUGCACCCGCUAUCAGUCUCACGAGAACCGUCGAGAGGAUACCACCAUGUUCGCCAAACUUAUGAUCAUCUGCGCCGUUGUCGCGGCAGCCCUUGCCCAGGCGAGGGAGUACCCGGCCGGUGUCCACCCAGCAGUGUGCCCCAACUACCCUUACUGUGCCCCUGACGCGUUAGCCAGGCAUACUCCUGACGGCAUGCCCAUUCCCCAAUGGAGCUAUCCUUACGCUGCCGCUCCUGUGGCUCCUGCCGCGCCAGUUGCUGAACAAGGAGGUGCCCGCUACCCCGCCAGUUUCAACCCUGCUCUGUGCCCUAACUACCCCUACUGCUGGUGAUUCUACUGACGUUUGGCUACCAUAGACAACCUAGAACAUUCCCGAACGCUCAACUUUUUAAACUGACUUUUUAAUUCUUAACAGCCAGUUCGGAUUGUUUAUAAAUUGUACUGAAACACUGCCAUAUUUUGAUGUAAAAAUGUAAAUACAGCAUUUGGUUUUUAUAGAAAAUGUGUAAAAAUGUAAAUAAAAAGUGUUUUUU
This is a messenger RNA of Leguminivora glycinivorella, 534 nucleotides long. RefSeq names its product cuticle protein 1-like. The record is from RefSeq and is a predicted model, not a curated record. Gene Ontology annotation, molecular function: structural constituent of cuticle. The transcript is spliced from 3 exons. Bases 48 to 332 code for a protein of 94 amino acids. Lineage: Eukaryota; Metazoa; Arthropoda; Insecta; Lepidoptera; Tortricidae.